Cladocopium goreaui is the source of this 444-nucleotide messenger RNA. The record is from the annotation of a GenBank genome assembly. Lineage: Eukaryota; Dinophyceae; Suessiales; Symbiodiniaceae.
GGUAUUUGCGGAUGCUCGAUCUAGCAGAGAGCCCGGUGGAUGCUGAGCUUCUUCUAAAAGCGAAGGAGCGGCAAGCUGCCUAUGAUAUGUGGCAUGCUGAACGAGAUCCGGCUUUGGUGCUGUUUCGGAAGAUGUUCGGCAAGGAAUGGACUGAGGGCUUUUCUCGCAGCAUCCUCUUUCCGGGCUCGGCGCAACCGGCGCAACGGGGACAACCGGCUACUGAGACCUUGGAGGCGGCAGGUGUUGAAAUACAACUGGUGGAAAAAGAAGCUGCGAGGUGUUCAGAUGCUGCAAAUUAAUCAUAAAACUUGUGUGAGGUGUUGGAGAUUGAAUCCACAGAAAGCCUUAAUUCACCUUUUUUUGGUGCAUGUUUUUCAAACGACGCCUUACGACCCAUUCUGUUUGCAUCUGCAGGCAGGCGCAAUUCUUCCAUCUGGUUACUGA